Messenger RNA from Caenorhabditis angaria, 4725 nucleotides. Lineage: Eukaryota; Metazoa; Nematoda; Chromadorea; Rhabditida; Rhabditidae. The record is from the annotation of a GenBank genome assembly.
AUGAAAUGGUCUGAAAACACAUAUUUUCAGCAGACAAGAAAUAAUAAGAUUAAAGCCUUUUAGGCUUUUAGAAAAAAAAAUCGUAGAAGCUAGUAGUUCCUAACAAACCAACAGGAUUUUACGUGAUUAAUUAUUCAACAAACAUCUCUAUUUAGUUCUAAUCAAUUUUUUUCAAUUUCAGGUGCUGUAUUUAUGACUUGGCUGUAAAACCAGAUGGAUCUGAGUUCAUUGUAGCCGCACAUAUUUAUGUUUAUCUUUUUGAUGGAACUGAUGGUCGACAAUUAAAAAUUUUAGAUGGACAUAAAGAUUUGGUUUAUGCGGUUGCUUGGUCAGUUGAUGGAGAAACUUUUGCAUCGGGAAGUGCGGAUAAAAGUGUGAUUUUGUAUAAUGAACAUCAUGAAGCACAGUUGAAGUUUACGUAAGUUUUUGUAAUCCAAGUUUUGAGAAAUAAUUAAAAUCAUGAAAGUUUCAGAAAAAGAGGUUUCGAAUUUUUUGUUGAAACUAAAGUUUUGAGUUUGAAAUUAAUUUUCCAGACACAAUGAUGCGAUACAAUGUCUAGCAUACUGUCCAACUCAACAAAUUCUUCUAACUUGCGCAGUCGGAGAUCUUGGUUUAUGGUCAACUGCUGAUAAAAAUGUAGUGAAACAGCGAGUCGAAUCUCGAUGUUGUAGUUGUGCUUGGACAAAUGAUGGAAAUCUUUUUGCAAUAGGUCAUGCGGAUGGAAGUGUUACUAUUAGAAGAUGUGCAAAUGUGGUAAGUGAAUAAACACUUCCUCAUUUACUACAUUUUUAUUUAAUAAUUAAAUUAACAGACAGAUGAACCGGUUGUGAAAAUCGAUCGAGGAAAUGAGCCCAUCUGGUCACUGGCUUUCAGUUAUCAAAGAAAUUCAAAAGCUGAAACAGGUGCACCAGGAGGAGAUCAUGUAUUAUUAACUGAAGUAUUAGCAAUCACUGAUAUGAAUCAUCGAUUAGCAUUUUAUCAAUUGAAUGGAGCAAAAGUUUUGGAAAAAGAAAUCAAUUUGGGAUUUGAACCGUAUUGCACACAAUAUUUGAAUAAUGGACAAUUUUUAUUGAUUGGAGGAUCGAAUAAAACAUUGACAAUGUUUACAAGAUUUGGUGUUGCUUUGGGAAUUGUUGCACAAAUGGAUACAUGGAUUUGGACUGUUACGAUAAAUCCAAAUAAUAAUUCAGUGAUUAUUGGAUGUGUUGAUGGAACUAUUGCUUGUUAUAGUUUAGUUUUUACAACGGUUCAUGCACUUUCUGACAAUCGAUAUGUUCAUAGGUUGGUUGAGGGGUUUAUUGGAAAAUUUUGGAUGAUUGAUCUUCAGAAACAAUAAAUCUGCUGUAAUAAAUUCAAUAUAUUUAAAAACUAACUGUAGUAAUUCAUUGAAAAUUUUUAAAUUGAACCCAGUUUUUUCGCACUUCGAUUACUGUAGAUCAUUUUUUCAACUUCAUAACCUAAUUUAUUUCCGAUCUCUAAAAAACAUGAUUUUUUGCAGAGAUGGUAUGACAGAUGUUGUAAUCCGUGAUCUUUCAAAUCAUACAGCAACACGAAUUUAUUGUCAUGAUCAUGUUCGAAAAGUAUCAGUUUAUCUCAACAAACUUGCUGUUCAAUUAUCCGAUCGUCUUGUUAUUUAUAAACAAGUUUCAAAAGAUGGCGAAAAAAUGGAAUAUAAAAUCGAUGGAAAAAUUCAGAAAUCAUUCGAUUGUUCACUUCUUGUUGUAACUGCUCUGCAUAUAAUUGUUUGUCGAGAUGAAGAACUUGUUUGUUAUGAUCAUAAAGGAUUGAAACAACGAGAAUGGUUAUUGGAAUCUGGUGUUCGAUAUAUGAAAGUUAUUGGAGGUCCGCCAGGAAGAGAAACUUUUGUAGUUGGAUCAUAUAAUGGAAAUGUUCAUAAAGUUUUUGUUGACAAUCCAUUUGCUGUGUUAUUAGUCAAAUUAAAUUCAGCAAUUCGAUGUGUUGAUGUCAAUUGUGAUCAGUAAGUUUUUAUAUGACAAGGGAUUUCAUUCGGGAAUUUGAAUUUCAAAAAAUACGGGGCCACGGGUUUUUUUUUUACAAAACUUGUUGCAUUUGAUAGAAUUUGAAAAAAAUGUGAAUCAAACUUGUUCCAAAAUAAAUUCCCAGGUCUGAUUUUUUCAAUAAUUUGUUUUGCAGCACUUUGGUUGGUGUUGUUGAUGAGAACUCAUUAUGCUCCCUUUUCGACAUAAAAACAAAAGAAUGUAUUUUGCAAGAACCUCAUUGUAAUGCAAUUUGUUUCAAUAGCAAUAAUCCUGAGAUUCUAUGUUAUACAACACAUAAUUCACUUACUGUUCGAUCUUUAACAUAUGCUGGACAUUCUCAAAAAAUGCAAGGUUUUGUGAUUGGAUUUGUUGGAAACAAAGUAUUUUGCCUUCAUUUGUAUGUAACACAUGCUUAUGAUGUUCCAUUUACUGCUCAACUUUAUCAAUAUGUUAAUGAUAAACACUUUGAGUAAGUUAGACUAAAUACUUUUUUGGUAAUUUUUUCAAGAAUCCAAAAUGAAUUCUGAUCGUCCAAAUCCACUUCUAUGUACUUCUUACAGAGCUGCAUACCGUGUUGCUUGCCUCGGAGUCGUCGAAGAAGAUUGGCAUUUUUUGGGAAUGGAAGCAAUCAAAAAUGGAAAUGUUGACAUAGCUUCAAAAGCAUUUUCGCGAACAAAAGAUAUGCGAUGUCUUCAAAUGAUAAGCGAUAUUCGAGAAAUGUUGAGAAAUGAUGAACCUGAAACAUUGAUUCAAGCUUAUAUUUUAGCUUAUGAUUCGAAAUUUCGAGAAGCUGCUCAAGUUUUUCGAGAAAAUGGAUUUGAAAAUAAAGCGAUGGAAUUAUUUACUGAUUUGAGAAUGUUUGAUGAAGCACAAGAAGUUAUGACAACUUCUUCUGGAGAAACACAAAAAAUGUUAAUGAGGAAACGAGCGAUUUGGGCAAAAGAUUCGAAUCAACCGAAAGUUGCAGCUGAAAUGUUGAUAAGUUCAGGAGAUUUGGAUAAAGCGACACAAUUGAUAAUUGAUAAUGAUUGGAUGGAUUUGGCAAUUGAUAUAUCAAGAAAAAUUGAUAGAGGAGAUUUGGAAACUAUUAAAAAGUUAGCUGGAUAUUUUGUUAGAAAACAUGAAUAUGGAUUAGCAUCGAAAAUAUUUGGAAGUAUAAAUGAUACAAAAUCAAUUGUUGAAAUGCAUGUAAAUGCUGGACAUUGGCAAGAUGCAUUUGCAAUUGCUGAUAGACAUCCAAAAUAUGUUGAAGAUGUUUAUUUGCCAUAUGCUAGACAUUUAGCAGAAAGAGAUCAAUUUGAAGAAGCACAAAAAGCAUUUCAUAAAGCUGGAAAAGAUCAAGAAGCGCUGAGUGUUUUGGAACAAUUAACAACAAAUGCUGUGAAUGAGACACGAUUCGCUGAUGCUGGACAUUAUUAUUGGCAAUUGAGUCAGCAAUAUUUGGAUAGAUCUCAAAGUCAUGAUGAUGAAUCGCUUAUUCCAAAAUAUCAACAAGCUGCUAAACUUGCUGAUGUUUAUUAUGCUUAUGAUGCUGUUUUCAUUUUUUGUGUGAGUUUUGAAACAAUUCGAAACAGUUAAUUUUAUCCAGGGAAGGCAUACUUUAUUUUUAAUUUUCGUAAUAUUUUAUGCAACGAAUUUCAUCAGAUUAUUGAUAGAUACAACACGUUUUGUUUCCGUUUUAGUUUUUAAGAUUUACAGUAAUUUGUCAAUUUCAGAAUUGACGUAGAAUUCUACAGUUAAAACGUUUUUCAGAAAAAUUAUUUUAAAAACUCCAAAACCUUUAAAUCUGAAAUAACAUUUCCUUUUUUCGUGAAUACUUGAAAAUUCACAAUUCCAAAGUUUUGUGGUCUGAAAUCGAAAUUUCGAAAAGCUUUUUUUUCCAGAACCAACCGUUUUCCUACGAACGCCCUGAAAAUAUUCUGAAUAUGGCUAGAUAUUUGGCUUUUCAACCAUUUAUUGAUAACGUCUCUCGAGUUUUUAUUUAUUAUACGAUUGCUAAAAUUGGAAGUGAAGAAGGUGCAUAUAAAUCAGCAAGACAGGCUUUGGAACAAUUAACACAUCUACGAAUUCCUCACUUUUUCGAAUCUCAAAUUGAUGUUAUGACUUUGAAUAUUCGAGCAAAACCAUUCUCAGAUACUGAAUUAAUGCAACCAAUGUGUUAUAGGUAGGCAUGAAGUUAUCCUAACUUUAAAAAAUAUUCAUUUUUAGAUGUGGCCUAAAUAAUCCAUUCCUUGGUGGUCUUUCCUGUAUUCAUUGUCAAACUCCAUUUAUCAUUUCAUUCGUUACUUUUGAUGUUCUUCCAUUAGUUGAAUUUCAAAUUGAUCCCGAAAUUUCACACGAUGAAGCUGUUGAGCUUAUCCAAUCGGAACCUCCCUUGGUCGACGUCGAAUUCAAUCCAAUACGAUCGCAGAAAAAAGGAGCAGUUAUAUUAAAUCGUGAAGCUCUUGAGAAAUUGGAACAGGGCCAAGUUGUGAUUCAAAAUUUUGCACCGCCCCUUGCUCCAAGAUAUUUGUUCAAUACAUAUCCGACUAUCACAAUCUCUCAAUGCACGACUUGUUGCAAACUUUUCGAUUUGGAUGAUUUUGAAAUGGCUAUUUUGCAAAAAGGACAUUGCCCAUUUUGUAGAACAUCACAACAAAGAAAUGAUGCAAUGUUUUUCGAUGAAGAUGAUGAUUUAGAUGAAAAUGGAACGAAUAAAAUACCAAGUUUCAGUCAGUUUGCAUAA